Molecule: messenger RNA, 1122 nt
Organism: Anisakis simplex (herring worm)
Lineage: Eukaryota; Metazoa; Nematoda; Chromadorea; Rhabditida; Anisakidae
Source: the annotation of a GenBank genome assembly
GCUAUUCUUCAGGAUGUUUCGUCGUUGAACGAAAUCACUUCUGAUUUUGAAAUUGAUAUUCUAUUCUCGCAACUGUGGCAUGAUACGGCACUCAGUUUCGCUAAUUACACGUCUUGCAAACAUAACAUAACAAUGGAAUCGAGGUAUAUCAACUCGAUUUGGACGCCCAAUACGUGCCUUAUCAAUUCAAAGCGAACAGUGAUUCACUCAUCGCCCACUGCCAACAUUAUGUUUAUACUUUAUGAGAAUGGAACCGUGUGGAUUAACUACAGAAUGUCAGUGAAGGCGCCUUGCGACCUUGAUCUCAGGACUUUUCCAUUUGACACUCAGUCGUGCAUUCUCGUCUUUGAAUCAUAUUCGCAUAACAGUGAAGAAGUGAAGUUGAAGUGGAUGGACGAGGCCGUCACUCUGAUGAAACAGAUUCAACUUCCCGAUUUCGAUAUGGUCUUCUUUAGGGCCAAUAACGAAACUAUGCUCUAUCCGAACGGUUAUUGGGAUCAACUACAGGUGGUGUUUACGUUUAAGCGGCGAUACGGGUUCUACAUAUUGCAAGCGUACGUACCGACCUAUUUGACCAUAAUUGUGAGCUGGGUUGGUUUUUGCAUGGAACCGAAAGCAUUGCCUGCAAGGACAACAGUUGGUGUCUCAUCUCUGCUGGCCCUCACGUUUCAGUUUGGAAAUAUCCUCAAGAAUCUGCCGCGUGUAUCGUAUAUAAAAGCAAUGGAUGUUUGGAUGCUUGGCAAGUUUUCGAUACGUAGAAUACCUUCAUCCAAUUAUUUUCAUUCACGAUACCACCCUUCAUCGAAUGAAAAUGCGAACAGCACAAACUUCGUCGCUCAUUGGUUCAUGGAAUUCCCGAUUCAUAUAUUCAUACACUUAUAUAAUCAACACUUACUUGACAGCAAAUUUGUAGGAUGCAUAUCUUUCGUUUUCGGGACAAUGCUUGAGUUGGCGUUUGUUUGUUACAUUAGCCGAUGUCAAAAUCUUAGUGAGCGACGAUCAAGUGAACGACGAUCAAGUGAGCGGCGAAGUGAAACGUAUGGAAUGCAUCGAAAUCAGAACUAUUCAACCACUAAUGGAUUGUACAGAGCUGAUAGAAUUAGAGGUAUACUGAUUAAUUGA